This is a messenger RNA of Patiria miniata (bat star), 11890 nucleotides long. Its product is annotated as dynein heavy chain 5, axonemal-like. Gene Ontology annotation, biological process: microtubule-based movement. The transcript has 51 exons. The annotation marks the transcript as partial. The record is from RefSeq and is a predicted model, not a curated record. Gene Ontology annotation, cellular component: dynein complex. Gene Ontology annotation, molecular function: dynein light intermediate chain binding; dynein intermediate chain binding; minus-end-directed microtubule motor activity. Lineage: Eukaryota; Metazoa; Echinodermata; Asteroidea; Valvatida; Asterinidae.
UUUGCGUUUUGUUUCCACCUGUUUUUCACCUGCAGAUACAAUGCGCCGUUCAAGAAGACCAUUCAACAAUGGGUUCAGAAUCUGUCCAACACCAGUGAGAUCAUUGAGCAAUGGAUGCAAGUCCAGAACCUGUGGGUCUACCUGGAAGCCGUGUUUGUCGGUGGGGACAUCGCCAAACAGCUGCCGAAGGAAGCCAAACGUUUCUCCAACAUCGACAAAUCGUGGGUCAAGAUUAUGGUGCGAGCCCACGAGAACACCAACGUGGUCCAGUGCUGCGUGGGGGAUGAGUUCAUGGGCCAGCUGCUACCUCAUCUGCUGGAGCAGCUGGAACUGUGCCAGAAGUCACUCACAGGCUACCUGGAGAAGAAGCGUCUGUUGUUCCCGCGUUUCUUCUUUGUCUCAGACCCGGCCCUGCUAGAGAUCCUGGGCCAGGCUUCUGACUCGCACACCAUCCAGGCCCAUCUGCUGAGUAUCUUUGACAACACCAAGAACGUCAAGUUCCAUGAGAAGAGUUACGAUCAGAUCUUGGCAAUCAUCUCGCAGGAAGGAGAAACUAUUGAGCUUGAGAAGCCCAUCAAGGCUGAGGGUAAUGUGGAGAUCUGGCUGAUGAAUCUGAUGAUGAUGUCACAGCGAUCGGUCCACGGUGUCAUCCGUACGGCAGCUAUGGCGGUCCAAGAUACUAGCUUUAAUCUGAUCGAGUUCCUGAACUCCUACCCAGCACAGGUGGGUCUUCUAGGCAUCCAGAUGAUCUGGACUCGCGAUGCCCAGGAAGCGUUAGUCAACGCCAAGUACGAUCGUAAGGUCAUGCAGCAAACCAACCAGGCCUUCCUGGAGUUGCUGAACCUCCUGAUUGAACAGACCACACGCAACCUGACUAAGGUGGAACGUCGGAAGUACGAGACGCUCAUUACCAUCCAUGUCCAUCAGAGGGAUAUCUUUGACGACUUGGUGAGGAUGCACAUCAAGUCCCCCACUGACUUUGAAUGGCUGAAGCAGACACGUUUCUACUUCAAUGAAGACAAUGACAAGAUGCUGGUGUCUAUUACCGACGUUGACUUCCUGUAUCAGAAUGAGUUCCUUGGAUGUACUGAACGACUGGUCAUCACGCCUCUCACAGAUAGAUGCUACAUCACCCUUUCCCAGGCCCUGGGCAUGAGCAUGGGUGGUGCCCCAGCCGGGCCCGCCGGCACAGGCAAAACCGAGACCACCAAGGACAUGGGACGAGCCCUGGGCAAAUACGUCGUAGUCUUCAACUGCUCCGAUCAGAUGGACUACCGCGGCUUGGGUCGGAUCUACAAAGGCUUGGCUCAGUCAGGUAGCUGGGGAUGCUUUGAUGAGUUCAAUCGUAUCGACCUGCCGGUGCUGUCGGUGGCUGCUCAGCAGAUCGCGAUUGUCUUGACUGCAAAGAAGGAGCGCAAGAAGGUGUUUGUAUUCACUGAUGGCGACAACGUGGAUCUAAAUCCAGAGUUUGGACUCUUCCUUACAAUGAACCCUGGUUACGCUGGUCGGCAGGAGCUACCAGAGAACCUAAAGAUCAACUUCCGUACAGUAGCCAUGAUGGUCCCUGACAGACAGAUCAUCAUCCGUGUCAAGCUGGCUAGCUGCGGCUUCAUGGAGAACAUCAUCCUGGCGCGCAAAUUCUACACGCUGUAUAAGCUGUGUGAGGAACAGUUGACUAAACAGGUGCAUUAUGACUUUGGAUUGCGUAACAUUCUGUCCGUCCUACGUACCUUGGGUGCAGCCAAGAGGGCUAACCCUACUGAUAGUGAGUCUACCAUCGUCAUGCGGGUACUACGAGACAUGAACCUAUCCAAACUGGUUGAUGAGGAUGAGCCGCUCUUCCUUUCCCUCAUCAAUGAUCUCUUCCCAGGAAUCACCUUAGACAAGGCCGGCUACCCUGAGCUAGAGGCAGCUAUCAAUCUCAGGGUUGAGGAGGCGGGGCUAGUCAACCACCCCCCAUGGUGUCUCAAACUCAUCCAGCUGUUUGAGACCCAGCGAGUGCGUCACGGCAUGAUGGCCCUGGGCCCCUCUGGUGCCGGUAAGACGUGCUGUAUCCACAUGCUGAUGAAAGCCAUGACGGAUUGCGGUGAGCCUCACCGUGAGAUGAGGAUGAAUCCUAAGGCUAUCACAGCGCCGCAGAUGUUUGGACGGCUGGACGUCGCCACUAAUGACUGGACGGAUGGGAUCUUCUCAACGCUGUGGAGACGGACGCUCAGGGCCAAGAAAGGUGAGCAUGUGUGGCUGGUUCUUGACGGUCCAGUGGACGCCAUCUGGAUUGAGAACCUCAACUCUGUCCUGGAUGACAACAAAACCCUGACCCUGGCUAAUGGAGAUCGCAUCCCCAUGGCUCCUAACUGUAAGAUUGUCUUUGAGCCGCACAACAUCGACAAUGCUUCGCCGGCCACUGUGUCUCGCAACGGUAUGGUCUACAUGAGCUCAUCUGGCUUGAACUGGAAGCCCAUCUUAGAUGGUUGGCUGAUGAAGCGUAACAUGCAGGAAGCAGAGACGAUCCGUACCCUGUUUGAGAACUCCUUCCCACUCAUCUACACCUUUGCCCUGCAGAACCUCAUCUUCAAGAUGGAUAGCCUGGAGUGCAUGGUCAUAGCACAGGCCAUCACCCUUCUCCAAGGUCUCAUCCCCACCAAGGAUGACAAGGACGGAGGCAGCGGCUGCUCCGCCGACCAUCUUGAGAAGCUCUACCUCUUUGUCGUCAUGUGGAGCGUGGGUGCCUUGCUGGAGUUGGAGGAUCGCUCCAAAUUGCAAGACUUCAUCGUGAAUCAUGAGGAGUUUUCGCUGAACCUGCCGUCCCUCAAACCUGGAUCAGAUGAGACCAUCUUUGACUACUUGAUUGACAAUGAGGGGAAUUGGCAGCACUGGAACACCAGAGUCGAGGAUUGGAUUUACCCAACAGACUCCACCCCAGAGUAUGGUUCCAUCCUUGUACCCAACGUGGACAACGUACGCACUGACUUCCUGAUCCACACCGUAGCCAAGCAGAGCAAGGCUGUUCUGCUUAUCGGUGAGCAAGGUACGGCCAAGACUGUCAUGAUCAAGGGAUACAUGUCUAAAUACAACCCAGAGCAACACAUGAGCAAGAGUUUUAACUUCUCCUCCGCAACCACGCCGCUCAUGUUCCAGCGUACCAUUGAGAGUUAUGUGGAUAAACGCAUGGGUAACACCUUUGGCCCUCCUGCUGGCAAGAAGAUGACUGUCUUUGUGGACGACGUCAACAUGCCCAUCAUUAAUGAAUGGGGAGAUCAGAUCACCAAUGAGAUCGUCCGUCAGAUGAUGGAAUUUGGCGGUUUCUAUAAUCUAGAGAAACCGGGCGAUUUCACCAUCAUCGCUGAUAUUCAGAUGAUGGCAGCUAUGAUUCAACCAGGCGGUGGAAGGAAUGACAUCCCACAGAGACUCAAGAGAGAGUUCUCCAUCUUCAACUGUACUCUGCCGUCCAAUUCCUCCAUCGACAAGAUCUUUGGUGUGAUUGGUUCUGGCCAUUACUGUCCCGAGCGUGAGUUCAAGGAAGAAGUCAGGGAACUAGCCAAAACACUGGUCCCCAUCACCCGCAGGCUGUGGCAACUUACAAAGAUCAAGAUGUUACCCACACCAGCCAAGUUCCACUACGUCUUCAAUCUCCGUGAUCUGUCUCGCAUCUGGCAAGGAAUGAUCAACACGUUCUCUGAGGUGGUGAACUCACAGAAUGUCCUCAUGUGGCUCUGGAAACAUGAAUGUAUGCGUGUCAUCGCUGAUCGAUUCACCAAUCCACAGGACACUGAGUGGUUCAAGAAGACCAUGUCUCGUGUGAUAGGAGAGGAGUUAGGGGAGCAGUUACAGAGCUAUGUAGAACAUGAUCACUUCUUUGUGGAUUUCAUGAGGGAUGCAGCGGAAGCGACAGGCGAGGAGCCCGACGACGCAGACUUUGACAUGCCCAAGGUCUACGAGCCCAUCGAGUCGUUUGAAGUCUUGGAGGAACGCCUACAGAUGUUCAUGGGGCAGUACAAUGAGAGCAUCCGAGGAGCCAACAUGGAUCUGGUGUUCUUCAGGGAUGCCAUGAUACAUCUUGUCAAGAUUUCCAGAGUGAUUCGCACCCCUCGAGGUAACUCCCUUCUGGUGGGUGUUGGAGGCUCAGGCAAACAGAGUCUCACCAAGAUUGCGUCCUUUAUAGCUGGCUACAAGACAUUCCAAAUCACACUAACAAGAUCCUACAACCAGUCCAACCUGAUGGAAGAUCUGAAGGUAUUGUACCGGACUGCCGGCCAGCAAGGCAAGGGAAUUACCUUCAUCUUCACUGACAACGAGAUCAAAGAGGAAAGCUUCUUGGAGUAUCUCAAUAACGUGCUGUCAUCGGGAGAGGUGUCCAACCUGUUUGCCCGUGAUGAGAUUGAUGAGAUCCAGCAAGAAUUGAUUCCAAUCAUGAAGAAGGAAUACCCACGCCGACCGCCGACGACUGAGAAUCUCUACGACUACUUCAUCACUCGCUCCAGGCAGAACCUCCACGUUGUACUCUGCUUCUCACCUGUAGGAGAGAAAUUCCGCAACCGAGCCUUGAAGUUCCCCGGUCUGAUCUCAGGCUGUACCAUUGAUUGGUUCAGCCGAUGGCCCAAGGACGCCCUCAUUGCUGUCGCUGACCAUUUCCUGGCGUCGUUUGACAUCGCGUGUACGGACCCCGUCAAGAAACAGCUGGUCCAAGCCAUGGGUACCUUUCAGGAUGGCGUGGCUGAGUCCUGCGUGGAGUAUUUCGAGAGGUUCCGUCGGGCGACCCACGUCACCCCCAAGUCCUAUCUAUCCUUCAUCGCCGGCUACAAGAACAUCUACUCCCUGAAGUUUGGUGAGAUCAACGAGUUGUCCAACCGGAUGACCACCGGUCUGGAUAAGCUAGUGGAGGCUUCUCUGUCUGUCGCUGAACUCAGCAAAGAGCUGGCCGUCAAAGAGAAGGAGCUCGCUGUGGCUUCCAAAGAAGCUGAAGUGGUUUUGGCAGCUGUGACCCAAAAGGCGCAGGCUGCUGAAAAGGUCAAAGCCCAGGUGCAGAAGGUUAAGGACAAAGCCCAGGCCAUUGUGGAUGAGAUCAAUGCGGAUAAAGCCAUAGCCUUGACUAAACUAGAAGCGGCUAAGCCAGCCCUGGAGGAAGCUGAAGCAGCCCUUAACACCAUCAAACCGGCAGACAUAGCCACAGUGCGUAAGCUGGGUAAGCCACCGUCGCUGAUCCAGCGUAUUAUGGAUUGCGUACUGCUGCUGUUCCAGGUCAAGAUUGAGCCGACAUCCAUGGAUCCUGAUCGGCCGAGUCCCAAGGCUUCUUGGGGUCUCUCACUCAAGUUGAUGGGUGGUGGUGGAUUUCUGGGUAAUCUUCUGAAGUUCCCCAAGGACUCUAUCAACGAAGAGACCGUGGAAUUGCUGGGACCGUACCUAGACUCCGAAGAUUACAACUUGGAAACUGCCAAAAAGGUGUGCGGCAAUGUGGCUGGUCUGUGCUCAUGGACCAAAGCCAUGGCCUUCUUCUAUGGAAUCAAUAAAGAAGUGCUUCCUCUUAAGGCCAAUCUGAUAGUUCAGGAAGCCAGGCUGGAGGUAGCUAACAAAGACUUGGCUAAAGCCCAGGCCCAACUUGACGAGAAACAGAAGGAGUUGGAUGCCGCCCAGGCAGAGUACGAUGCUGCCAUGAAGAAGAAGCAGGACCUUCUUGAUGAUGCGGAGACGUGUCGCCGUAAGAUGAACUCAGCCUCAGCUCUGAUCAACGGCUUGGGUGGUGAGAAGGAACGGUGGACGCAACAAAACAAAGAAUUCAAAGCCGCUAUCGGAAGGUUGGUUGGAGACGUCUUACUAGCCACCGGCUUCCUAUCCUACGAGGGACCGUUCAACCAGGAGUUCCGUACUCGGCUUCUCCAGGAUUGGAAGAAAGAGUUGAAGUCACGCAAGAUUCCUUACAGCACCAACAUCAACCUGAUUGAGAUGCUGGUUGAUAACCCUACGAUUGCGGAGUGGAACAUGCAGGGUCUGCCCAACGAUGAGUUGUCCAUCCAGAACGGUAUCAUUGUCACCAAGGCUGCUCGCUUCCCAUUGCUGAUUGACCCACAGGGGCAGGGGAAGAUAUGGAUCAAGAAUAGAGAGGCCAAGAAUGAAAUGCAGUUGACGUCCUUGAACCACAAGUACUUCAGGACCCAUCUUGAGGACUCCCUAUCCCUGGGCAGACCACUAAUGAUCGAAGACAUCGGUGAGGAGCUGGACCCUGCGUUGGACAACGUCCUGGAAAAGAACUUCAUCAAGAGUGGAAGCACCUUCAAGGUCAAAGUAGGUGACAAGGAAGUUGACGUCAUGGACGGCUUCCGUCUGUACAUCACUACUAAGCUACCCAAUCCAGCAUACACUCCGGAGGUCAGCGCUAAGACAUCCAUCAUUGACUUCACUGUCACCAUGAAGGGUCUUGAGGAUCAGCUGCUGGGCCGGGUCAUCCUGACUGAGAAGAACGAACUGGAAGCAGAACGCACCAAACUGGUGGAGGACGUCACCAGUAACAAGCGUAAGAUGAAAGAGCUAGAAGAUAACCUGCUAUACCGCCUGACGAGCACCCAGGGGUCUCUGGUGGACGAUGAGUCCUUGAUUAGUGUCUUAUCCAACACUAAGACCACCGCGGAGGAGGUCAGUCAGAAACUACAGGUGGCUGCUGAGACGGAAGUCAAGAUUAAUACGGCUAGAGAAGAAUUCAGACCAGUGGCCAACAGAGGCAGUAUCCUGUACUUCUUGAUCACUGAGAUGAGCAUGGUGAACGUCAUGUACCAGACUUCGUUGAAGCAGUUCCUGGGCCUGUUUGAUCUGUCCAUGACAAAUUCAACGAAGAGCCCCAUUACAAGCAAGCGUAUUGCCAACAUCAUUGAGUUCAUGACCUUUGCUGUGUACAAGUACGCCGCUCGUGGCUUGUACGAGAGUGACAAGCUGAUGUUCACCAUUCUCCUGACCCUCAAGGUCGAUAUGGUCGGUGGGAAGGUCAAACAUGAGGAGUUCAGCACGCUCAUCAAAGGUGGUGCUUCCCUGGACCUGAAGGCCUGUCCUCCCAAACCCUGCAAGUGGGUCCUUGACAUCACCUGGCUGAACCUGGUGGAGCUUAGUAAACUCAAGCACUUCAGCGACGUCCUGAACCAGGUUGCUCGCAAUGAGAAGCAGUGGAAGCAUUGGUUUGACAAGGAAGCGCCCGAAGAUGAGAUCAUACCUGACGGAUACCAGAACUCCUUGGAUGUCUUCAGGAGAUUGCUCCUAGUCAGAUCCUGGUGCCCUGAUAGGACGCUGUCACAGGCUAGGAAGUAUAUCGUGGACUCGUUGGGCGAACGCUACGCAGAGGGAGUCAUCUUAGACUUGGAGACAACCUGGGAGGAAUCAGACAUGCGCACUCCUCUCAUCUGCUUCCUCUCCAUGGGCAGCGACCCCACCAACAUGAUCGAGUCCUUGGCUAAGAAAAAGAAGAUCGAAUGUCGAUCUAUUUCCAUGGGUCAGGGGCAGGAGGUCCACGCCCGACGCCUGAUGAGUCAAUCCCAGGCUAACGGCGGAUGGGUGCUGCUGCAGAACUGUCACUUGUCGCUGUCGUUCCUCGGUGAGGUCAUGGAUUCCGUGGUGGAGACAGAGAACGUUCAUGACUCGUUCAGGUUGUGGAUGACUACGGAGGUACAUCCUAGCUUCCCUAUCAGUCUACUGCAGAUGUGCAUCAAGUUUACCAAUGAGCCUCCUCAAGGAGUCAAGGCAGGCUUGAAGCGAACCUAUGCAGGUAUCAGUCAGGAUCAGCUGGACGUCUCCAACAUGCCCCAGUGGAAACCAAUGCUGUAUGCUACUGCUGUACUUCACACAGUCGUACAGGAGAGACGUAAGUUUGGUCCUCUUGGUUGGAACAUCCCCUAUGAGUUCAACUCGGCUGACUUCACUGCCACCGUCCAGUUUAUGCAGAAUCACCUGGAUGAUAUGGAUAUUAAAAAGGGUGUGUCGUGGCUGACUGUACGUUACAUGAUAGGAGAGAUCCAGUAUGGGGGUCGUGUCACUGAUGAUUUUGACAAGCGCCUCCUGAACACAUUUGCAAGGGUAUGGUUCAGUGAGCAGAUGUUCACUAGCAGCUUCUGUUUCUACAAGGGCUACCAGAUUCCUAAAGGGACCCAGGUCCAGCACUACGUGGAUUACAUCAACGGCUUGCCCAACGCUGACACCCCUGAAGUCUUUGGGCUACACCCUAACGCUGAUAUCACAUAUCAAAGUAACACGGCCAGGGAAGUACUGAGCACCAUCUUGAGCAUCCAACCCAAGGACAGUGGAGGGAGUGGAGGCGAGACCAGGGAGGUGGUGGUACAGAGAAUGGCCGACGACAUGCUGGAGAAACUACCUCAGGAUUAUAUCGCAUAUGAGGUCAAGGAUCGGAUCGUCAAGAUGGGAGCUUUACAGCCGAUGAACAUCUUCCUGAAACAGGAGAUAGAUCGCAUGCAGCGAGUUAUUACGCUGGUUAGGACCACACUGACAGAUCUGAAGCUGGCUAUCGAUGGAACUAUCAUCAUGAAUGAGAACCUACGAGAUGCCCUUGACUGCAUGUUUGAUGCUCGCAUCCCAGAGUCUUGGAAGAAGAUCUCCUGGGCAUCCUCCACCCUGGGCUUCUGGUAUUCCGAGUUGAUAGAGCGCAACGGUCAGUUCCGCUCAUGGUGCUUCGACGGUCGGCCCAACACCUUCUGGAUGACAGGCUUCUUCAAUCCUCAGGGAUUCUUGACGGCCAUGAGACAGGAAGUGACCCGUGCUCACAAGGGCUGGGCCUUGGACAGUGUCAUCCUCCACAACGACGUCACCAGAUUCUUCAAAGAUGACAUCAACCAGCCACCAGCCGAAGGCGUCUACGUCAGUGGUCUCUUCCUAGAAGGAGCAUCCUGGGACCGUCGUGGUAUCCGCCUCAUCGAACCCAAACCCAAAGUCCUCUUUGAGCCUCUGCCUGUCAUUCACAUCUACGCCAUCAACAGUACGGGAGGGAAGGACCCCAGGAUGUACGAGUGUCCCAUCUACAAGAAGCCUGUCAGGACGGAUUUGACGUUCAUCGCGACUGUUGAUCUCAAGACGACCCAGAAUCCCGAUCACUGGAUUCUGCGUGGUGUGGCGUUACUCUGCGACAUCAAGUAGAUCCCUCUUGUAUUGUGUGUCUCUUUGGAAUGAUUAACACCAUGUGAACAGUACACAAGGUGUUAACUUCUUCCAAAAACCCACACUAUCUCUCGUCUUUCUCAUUUCAUGCAUGUGCCUGACAGCGUCAAAUUCAGUUGCACUUUUCUGCCAUUCUGCUGGAAACGAAAGCAUUUCCAUGCAAAGACCUGCAGUAUUUCUCUUUCAUUUUCUGAUAUUCCUGUCAAUAUAUCCUGAUGCAGCCACAAAAUCACCCAAAAAGUAACUUUGCCUUGAAAUGUUCAAGCAAGAUGGACAUUAGAAAGCCUAACAAGCUUUCUCACUGCAUGCUUAUCAUCUAACAGACAACGAAGAGAAACUGACAACGUUUAUGGUUUUUGACGCUAGAACCCAGUAAACAAAGACAUUGAGAAACUGGACGUCGGAUAACUCGAAUAACACAGGGCUGAAUAACUGUGUUGGUAGAGUGCCUGAAUUGUAUUCUGGUGGUCACAGGUCCGACUACCACUCCAGUCAAUUUCUUUGUUCACACCUUUCUUUUGCUCAAAUCAUGUUAACAGGAAAAUUAGUAUUAUAACUAACUUAUUCCAUCCACCAUGCUUAACUAAGUGCAACCCAUUGUAAAAUUUACACCAUACUAACUGUGCGAGCAUGCUUAAAUUAAUGCUACUCUAAAAUUAAUUCUUAAAUCCUGCAAUUUUUUUAAAUUAAGUUGUUAAAUACUUGUUCGACAAAGUAAAAUGCCUGUCUAUUGCACAAUCUAUUGUACAUAUAAAUUUGAUAGAAUUCAGCAUUGCGCUGUACUGCUUAUGCAUCGUUGAUACUUCACUUGUACAUGUUCUAUUUUUUCUACUUUUUAAAAAGAUCAAAAUCAGCCGACGUGACAUUCCAUCUUGUGAAUAAAUUUAAUCAUAACUAGAUUAUCGAGUUCAAGUUAUAUGCUAAUCUUAUAAAUCCGUCCAUUUCUCUGCACAUUUACUCCUAUUUCGCACCACGUAGUUUAAUAUAUCAUGUCACUCUUAAUCAUUUUGUCAUUAUUCAAUAAGCCUUUGUACUGAUGACAUCACACUUUGUUUACUUGUGCGCUUUUCUAUGAGGCUUCAAAACCGACGCCCCACCAGGCUCCCAUCCAAAAGCACAUGUGCAAACAAAGCGUGACAUCAUCAGUACAGAGGCUUAUUAAACGUGCUUAAUUAAAUUCUAAACAUUUAUAGGAUCAUAUUUUUUAAGAAAAAUCAACCAAAGAUCACAUUGUUUGUUAUUUAACCACCAUGUGGACAUGGUGCUUCUUCGCUGUUCAUUGCUUGAUUCCGUCCAUGCUCACUUCAUGUAUUCUAGUUGCAUACUCUCAAACAUGCUACAUUAGUAGCUCAUGCUUCCCAUGAAUAAAAGCCAUUUCUUAGGGUUUUUUUUGCGGGUUUAUGAUUCAGUUUUCUCAUGUGGAACUGGUUAUAUUGUAUUGUUGUAUUCGAACCAGUUUAUCCUGUGAAGCUGAAAAUAAACCCGUAAAAAAACAAUUAGAGGGACUGCGGGACGUUGCAAGUCAAUACUACACACGCAGAAAAUUCAGUGACAAGAAGAUGUAAAUAUAAAAAAAAAUCUGGGUUUAACGUGAAUUGGUAAAUUUGAAGGGACAGUUUUAACGAACAAUGGCAAAUGUUUUUACAUGGAUUUUGAAAUGUCAUUCAGAGAAAAUAUAAGAGUUUCAUGAAAUGGCAACUAAAAUUCCAGCACUGAGAAAGUUUUUUUUCUAUUUACCUGUUGGAACAUGACCAGUAGAUGUGCUUAUCUACUCUUAACUUUGUGUUAAUAAGAGCUUUGGCAGAUUGAAGAGAUAUGUUUUGAAAUUUAAAAAUAAAAAGUACCUAAAAUUGAAUUAAUGUGGUGCUGGGACUAGUUUUAAGCGUACUUGUUAAAUGGAGGCUUUCAACAGUUUUCGUUGUCAGACAAAACGAUACAAAAUUUGCACAUUUAGUAAUUUUGCAAAUGUCAGGUAACUUGCAUACUGAAUUCGAAUAAAAAUUAUGCACUUACAUUCGGACAAAGUGUAUGACUAAAUAUGAAAGUAUCAAAUUUGGUAAAAUUGGUUAAAUUGUAGUGAUGUUUUUCCAUGUGUGUGCUGUGAUGAUUUGAUAGCCGAAUUCAAAGUAAUUGUUUUAUUUUUAUGAACAAAAGUAACUUUAUUCUAUGCAUUCAGAAUGUUGAGAUGAUAGCGUUUAGCUUUAAGGAAUCCUCUGUCUUUCUUAAGUGUAGGAUCUAAAUUAGAAUUGUAUGAACCUUAUUGUUAUGCAAAUGUAGAUUAUUUUGCUCUCAAAAUUGUCAAUUUUCAUCAAUUCUCUAUCGAAGUUGAAUCAAUUUUCCAUGUAAUUUAUUUUUUAACAUUCUAUUGAAAAAAAUCAUUACAAAUUGUGAUAUUCAAGUGUUGUUUUUUUAAAAAUGGUUUGAAUUGUGAUACGUAACAAAAAAUGCUGUGCGCAAAAUGAACAUUCCUUUAGAACAAGUUUUUACAGAAUUUUGUUUCUUGCCUAGUGAAUGUACUUACAUUGCAUUGUUCCUUCAACCCAUAAUAGUGUCCUGUUUAGUAAAAUUCAUUUUUUACUUCGCAUAAACAAUUUAAAGAUUUUGUCAUUCAGUUUCGUUUUAAACUCUGUUACUAUGAACAAUCCAUUCUUAACAUACUUUUGCUUAUUGCUCUGUUUGUGUGAAAUGGAAUAAGCACGCACUCUGCAGUGAGUAAAAUUCAAUAAAUGUUCUGAUUUGUUACAAA